Dermatophagoides pteronyssinus (European house dust mite) is the source of this 1191-nucleotide messenger RNA. RefSeq lists its product as uncharacterized. Gene Ontology annotation, molecular function: inositol hexakisphosphate kinase activity. Gene Ontology annotation, biological process: inositol phosphate biosynthetic process; phosphatidylinositol phosphate biosynthetic process. The record is from RefSeq and is a predicted model, not a curated record. Gene Ontology annotation, cellular component: nucleus; cytoplasm. Lineage: Eukaryota; Metazoa; Arthropoda; Arachnida; Sarcoptiformes; Pyroglyphidae.
GUGUGUGCAAAAACUUUUUUUUUUGUUUUGUUUUUGGUUAAAUUGGAAAUUACUGAAAUUAGAUUCAUCAAUGUUUUUGUUAUUAUCAAAUUCAUCAUCACUAAUUCAAACUAUUCAAUGGAUUAGUUCAAAAUGGAGAAAAGUACGAUCAUUGGUUACAUCACCAUUCAUACAGACAUAUAAACGAAAAAAAUAUCCAUGGAUACAAUUAGCCGGUCAUCAAGGUAAUUUUGUUGCCGGUCAAAUACAGGGAACAAUAAUGAAAAAAUUAUGUGGAAAUGAAAUUGAUUGUUUUCAAAAAUUAAUGUCCGAUCCACAAUUAUCUGUACUGGUACCAGAAUUUAAAAAUAUUCGAAUUGUUAAUGGUGAUACUUAUCUAGAAUUAGAAGAUCUAUUAGCAACAUUUGUUAAUCCUUCGGUAAUGGAUAUAAAAAUGGGUAUAAGAACAUAUCUAGAAGAAGAACUAGUCAAAGCUAAUGAAAAACCAAGAUUACGUAAAGAUAUGUAUGAAAAAAUGGUGGCUAUCGAUCCGGAAGAACCAAGCAAUGAAGAAAAAGAACAAAAAGCAAUAACAAAACCACGUUAUAUGGUUUGGCGUGAAACAAUAUCAUCAACAUCGACACUUGGAUUUCGUAUCGAUGGUAUGAAAUCGGGUGAUAAUCAUCAUCGACUGAAAACAACAACAGCAACUGUUAAAGAUUUUAAACGUACUAAAUCAAUCGAAUCAGUUCGUUCGGCUAUAUUAGAAUUUGUUGGUGAUAAACAUGAAUAUCUGAUUACCUAUUUGGAAAAACUUAAAUUUAUUCGAAAACAACUUGAACAAUCAAAAUUUUUUCAAACACAUGAGAUGAUUGGUUCAAGUUUAUUAUUAGUACAUGAUCAACAACAUGCAAAUAUUUGGAUGAUUGAUUUUGCUAAAACAUAUCCACUGCCCGAUGAUAUAAAUAUUAAUCAUCGUGAUCAAUGGACAUUAGGUAAUCAUGAAGAUGGCUAUCUAUUUGGUCUUGAUAAUCUUAUUGAAAUAUUUUCAUCACUUUGCUGUAAUUCAUCGACAUCAUCAUCAACAACAACGACAACGCCAUCAUCAUCAUAGUGAUGUAUAUUACAACGAUAAUAAAAUUAAAUCGACCAAUUACGAAAUUCUGUGUUAUACAAACAAACAAACAAAAAAUUCACAAUAAAAAACUCUUG